Habropoda laboriosa is the source of this 3544-nucleotide messenger RNA. RefSeq names its product probable phospholipid-transporting ATPase IIB. The coding region runs from base 109 to 3351 and encodes 1080 amino acids. Gene Ontology annotation, molecular function: ATP hydrolysis activity; ATPase-coupled intramembrane lipid carrier activity; ATP binding. Lineage: Eukaryota; Metazoa; Arthropoda; Insecta; Hymenoptera; Apidae. The record is from RefSeq and is a predicted model, not a curated record. Gene Ontology annotation, biological process: retrograde vesicle-mediated transport, Golgi to endoplasmic reticulum; endocytosis; phospholipid translocation. The transcript is spliced from 13 exons. Gene Ontology annotation, cellular component: endosome; plasma membrane; trans-Golgi network.
ACAACAGAAUUGUGUUGAACAUCGGGAAUACUUUUUAGACAGUGUUUUUUUAACGACAGACUGAAUAACAGUGUUUCUUUAUAUGAUUUGUAAUAAAGAAAUAUCUAAAUGGAGACACAAAGCAAUGUUAUAAGGCUGUCGAAGGAAGAUAUUCCGUUAAUAUCGAAACCGCGAAAUGACAACUCGUGGACAAGAUGUUGCACCUGGAUGUGGAGGAGAUGUUGUAGAGAACGUGAAUUAAGAGCUAGAGUUAUUCACAUUGGUCAACCAAUGCAUGAAAAGUUCCCUACUAAUGUCAUAAGAAAUCAGAAAUACAAUAUUGUCACAUUUUUGCCUAUGGUUCUUUUCCAACAGUUUAAAUUUUUCUUAAAUCUGUAUUUUCUGCUUAUGGCCAUAUCUCAAUUCAUACCAGACAUACGAAUAGGAUAUUUGUAUACAUAUUGGGGACCUUUAUGUUUUGUGUUAACUGUUACAAUUUGUCGAGAAGCAAUUGAUGACUUUAGACGAUAUAAAAGAGACAAAGAAGUAAAUGCACAAAAGUAUCAUAGAUUAGUGAAAGGGUUUGAUACUCCAGAAUUAGUACCAAGCUCUAAAUUGCGAGUGGGUGAUCUGGUAAUUGUGGAAAAAGGUCAAAGAGUACCAGCUGAUUUGGUUUUAUUACGAACAACUGAAAAGUCUGGAGCAUGUUUUGUGAGGACAGAUCAAUUAGAUGGAGAAACGGAUUGGAAGUUACGUUUGGCCGUACCGGCGACACAAAAGUUGGAAAAUAAUUCUCAACUCUUUGAUAUAAAAGCUAGCAUAUAUGUUGAGAAACCACAGAAAGACAUUCAUAGUUUUAUUGGAACAUUUACAAGGUAUGAUGGAUACAGCAGUGAAGAGAGUUUAGGAGUAGAUAACACUCUAUGGGCGAACACAGCUAUUGCUUCGGGUUCGGCUCUUGGUGUUGUAGUAUAUACAGGGCAGGAAACUAGAUCUCUUAUGAAUCAUUCCGCACCACGAUCAAAAGUUGGCUUAUUAGAUCAAGAAAUAAAUCAAUUGACAAAGGUCUUGUUCUGUGCUGUGAUUGGAUUGGCAUUAGUAAUGAUGUCUUUGAAGGGAUUCAGUGGACCAUGGUAUCGUUAUAUGUUUCGUUUCGUCUUGUUGUUCUCUUAUAUAAUACCAAUCAGUUUAAGAGUGAAUUUAGAUAUGGGAAAAGCAUUUUACGCGUGGUGUAUACAGAGGGACAAAGAAAUUGCCGGAACCGUCGUAAGAACCACUACCAUCCCAGAAGAACUUGGUCGUAUCUCGUAUUUGUUAAGUGACAAAACUGGCACAUUGACACAGAAUAAGAUGGUAUUCAAAAAAUUACAUUUAGGCAUGAUAUCCUAUGGACAAGAAACAUUUGAUGAAGUCAUGACCGUAUUAAAAACGUGUUAUUCUACUAAUUCCGAAAUUUCUCCAAUAAAACCACCGGCAUCUGUGCACAGUGGAAAAGUAAGAAGAUCCGAAAGUACUAGAAUAUACGAUGCAGUGCAUGCUUUAGCAUUAUGUCAUAAUGUCACGCCGGUUUACGAUGAAGUAAAUAAUAAAUCGACCAAUCUGGACACAGUAAGUGUGGAAACAGGAGAAACAGGAGAAACAGGAGACUCCGGUUCCAUUCAAAGUCAAACAGAAGCAGAUCAGCACUAUUACAUGCCAGAACAAAAACGUAAUUACCAGGCAUCCAGUCCGGAUGAAGUAGCAUUGGUUAAAUGGACGGAAGAAAUGGGAUUAGCUUUAGUGAAGCGUAACUUAAAUUUUAUGCAGUUGAAAGCUCCAAAUGGAAAAAUCUUGAACUACACAAUUUUACAAAUAUUUCCAUUCACAUCAGAGACCAAACGAAUGGGGAUAAUAGUGAAAGAAGAAUCUAGUUCUGAAAUAGUAUUCUAUCUUAAAGGAGCGGACGUGGUAAUGUCCGGAAUAGUGCAGUACAAUGAUUGGCUCGAAGAGGAAUGUGGUAAUAUGGCUCGAGAAGGUCUGAGAACGUUAGUCGUUGCGAAAAAGAAUCUAACGGAAGAGCAGUAUCUCGAUUUUGAAGCAAGGUAUAAUUCAGCAAGAAUGAGUGUCAGUGAUCGCGGUUCAAGGGUUGCCGCUGUUGUCGAAAGUUUGGAAAGAGAGAUGGAAUUGUUGUGUGUAACCGGCGUUGAAGACAGGUUGCAAGAUAGAGUAAGGCCUACAUUAGAGGUACUAAGGAACGCUGGAAUUAAGAUUUGGAUGUUAACGGGCGACAAAUUGGAAACAGCAACUUGUAUAGCAAAAUCGUCGCGGUUAGUUUCACGGGCGCAAGGUCUUCACGUUUUUAAAUCAGUGGUAACUCGCACGGACGCGCAUUUGGAAUUAAAUACGUUUCGUAAGAAGCAAGACUGUGCCUUAGUUAUCAGUGGCGAUUCUUUAGAGGUGUGUUUGCAAUACUAUGAACAAGAAUUCUUGGAACUGGCAUGCGGCUCACCGGCUGUUGUUUGCUGUCGAUGUUCACCCACGCAAAAAGCCGAAGUUGUCAGCCUUAUCCAAAGACACACCGGUAAAAGAACCGCAGCUGUUGGUGAUGGCGGUAAUGAUGUAUCUAUGAUACAAGCAGCAGACGCUGGUAUAGGUCUUGAAGGACUUGAAGGAAGACAAGCAUCCUUGGCCGCAGAUUUUUCUAUUUCCCAGUUUAGUCAUUUGGCUAAUCUCUUGUUAGUUCACGGACGCAGAAGUUACAAACGUUCUGCUGCUUUAAGUCAAUUUGUUAUUCACCGGGGUUUAAUUAUUUCCACUAUGCAAGCUGUGUUUUCUGCGGUCUUUUAUUUGUCAUCAGUAUCCUUGUAUCAGGGAUUUUUAAUGGUCGGCUACGGAACAAUAUAUACGAUGUUUCCCGUGUUUUCUUUGGUACUAGACAAAGAUGUGUCGGGAAAAAUUGCACUGACUUAUCCGGAGCUUUAUAAAGAACUUAGUAAAGGUCGGUCGUUGUCUUAUAAAACCUUCUUCAUGUGGAUUUUAAUAAGUAUAUAUCAAGGUGGUGUUAUUAUGUACGGCGCGCUUAUAAUGUUUGAAGAUGAAUUCAUUCAUAUAGUGGCCAUAAGUUUCACAGCGCUUGUCUUGACGGAAUUAAUUAUGGUAGCGUUAACGAUUAGAACAUGGCAUCACAUUAUGAUACUUGCAGAGAUUUUCUCACUGGCGCUUUAUUUAUUAUCUCUAGUCGUUCUCAAAGACUAUUUCGAUGCCGAAUUUAUCAAGACCACUGGCUUUUUGUGGAAAGUAUUGCUAAUAACUUUGAUUUCUUGCAUGCCACUGUACAUCUUGAAGUUCUUGCGAAAAAAAUUCUCACCCCCUAGUUACACCAAAUUAUCUUAAAUUUUGUGUAUAGCACAAGUUAUUUUCGUAACUUGUCACGAAAAAUUGGAAAUCUGGUCUGUAUCAAGGAAGUGGUAUAAAAAACACGUUUGCAAAAUUAAUUAACGAUUCGAGAUUUUGCUCGGCAUAAAGUAAAUAAAUUUGCAUUUCUUCAUAAGUUUCCGCGCUAUUUUUCUAACUGUUCUGCAACUAU